AUGUUCUUCAAAAUCUCUUGGUCUGUGGUAGGAGAGGAUGUUGUCAAUGCUGUAACUUUCUUCUUUCAAGAGGCUACUAUUCACCAAGCUUUUAACUCCACCAUUUUAGCCUUGAUUCCUAAAAUUCAAAACCCCUGCAAAGUUAAAGAUUACAGACCCAUUUCUUGCUGUUCAGUGGUAUAUAAAAUUAUCACAAAAAUUCUUGUUAAAAGACUCUCUUUGGUGCUACCAGAUCUUAUUAAUCUUAAUCAAACUGCUUUUUUGAAAGGGAGAUCCAUAAUUGAUAACACCCUACUUGCUCAGGAAUUGGUGAAAGGCUAUGGCAGGAAAAACAUUUCCCCAAGUGUACUUAACCACUUCUAUUCCUUGUCUGGCCUUAAUUUUAACGUCAAUAAGACUGAAUUCUUUGCUGCUGGAGUGUCUGCUGGAACUCUUGAAUUUAUCAAAUCUGCCACUGAAUUUAAGCAAGGUUUUCUGCCAGUCAGAUACCUUGGAGUUCCUUUGGUCACUAGGAAACUUACUGAAACAUAUUGUUUUCCACUUCUUGACAACUUCGAAGCUAGACUUCACCAUUGGUCUGGAAAAUCUUUAAGUUAUGUUGGACAUCUUGAACUUAUAAAAACUGUCCUCUAUAGUGUUGUAAAUUUAUGGUUUCAACAGUUCAUCCUUCUCCAGAAGGUUAUCAAUUGUCUUGAGCAGCUUUGCUCUCGUUUCAUAUGGAAAGGAUCCGAUAAAGCUGCCAAAGGAGCCAGGAUCAGCUGGAAUAGACUUUGUUGCCCUAAAUUUGAAGGAGGCCUUGGUUUAAAGGAUCUUAAUUCUUGGAACAAGGCUUGCAUGAUUCAACUUAUUCGAAAACUUCUUGCGAGAAAUAGAUCUCUGUGGGUUGCUUGGAUUCACUGUUAUGUUAUUAAAAAUAGAGAAUUAAGUGACAUCAAUGUUAGUUCUUCUUUUAGCUGGAGCAUUAGAAAGCUUCUCAAACUUAGAACUCAGGCCCUUCCUAUUAUUUCUGCUGGAAUCACUAAAACCUCUGUUAUUUGGGAUGAAUUAAGGGAGAAUAGAGAAAAGGUUACAUGGAAGAAAUUGCUCUGGUUUCCUCUCCACAUUCCCAAACAUAGUAUGAUUUCUUGGAUGAUUAUCCUCGACCGUCUUCCUACUCGUGAUAGACUUUUUAGAAUGGGAAUCUCAAAUUGUAUCCUUCGCAAUAAUGAACCAGAAUCCAAGAACCACUUGUUUUUUAACUGUGUCUAUGCUUCUUCUAUCUGGAACUCUAUCAUGAUUCUUACCAACUUGCGAGAUUCUCACGGGACUUGGAAUUCAAGGAUUGAAUGUGCUACUCAAAAAUGGAAGGGAAAAUCCUUACUUUCUAUUAUCCUAAGAAUUGUCUGGAACGCUUUUAACUACUUAAUAUGGGAGGAGAGAAAUAGAAGGAUUUUUAAAGGUGGAUCAAGAACAACAGAUCAAAUUCUCAAGUCUAUCAAGGAAUUUGUCCGUAUUCAGCUUAGUGAUAAAGACAUUAAUAGGACUGAUCAUGUUAAUUAUAUUCUUUGUAGCCAUUGGGGUCUUGACUAA
Messenger RNA from Hibiscus syriacus, 1569 nucleotides. RefSeq lists its product as uncharacterized. Bases 1 to 1569 code for a protein of 522 amino acids. The record is from RefSeq and is a predicted model, not a curated record. The transcript is spliced from 2 exons. NCBI's taxonomy places the organism in Eukaryota, Viridiplantae, Streptophyta, Magnoliopsida, Malvales, Malvaceae.